Molecule: messenger RNA, 7411 nt
Organism: Apodemus sylvaticus (European woodmouse)
Lineage: Eukaryota; Metazoa; Chordata; Mammalia; Rodentia; Muridae
Gene: Ankrd24
Product: ankyrin repeat domain 24
Exons: 24
Coding region: 1-5001 (1666 amino acids)
Biological process (GO): regulation of immune system process; regulation of cytokine production; negative regulation of transcription by RNA polymerase II
Molecular function (GO): DNA-binding transcription factor activity; actin binding; RNA polymerase II cis-regulatory region sequence-specific DNA binding
Source: RefSeq, a predicted model, not a curated record
AUGGCGACAACCCUGCUGCAUAAUUCACCGACAUCACCGCCGGCGCUGCCUCACGGGAACAAUAAAGUUUCACUUGUUGAGGUCGCUUCCGCCGGAAGUGGAAAAGGGACGUCCGGGAAAGAGAAGCCGCCUUCCCUAGAUACGUGCCUGGGGUGGGGUUGGGUACGUGGAGUUGAGGACAGUUCCCUCAGAGAGCGCAAGUGGACACACAGCAGAUCUGCCCAGGCUGUGUUGUGCAGGACAGUGGUGGCUAACCACCCCAGUGUCCUGUCCCUCACCCACCCAGGCCUUGCCCAGAAACAGGACAGAGAGUCCCUAGCAGGUGUGAUGAAGACCCUCCGAGCACGGUUCAAGAAGACAGAGCUCCGGCUCAGCCCCACCGACCUCAGCUCCUGCCCACCCUGUGGCCGGUGCCCUAUUCCGAAACCUGCAGCCAGAGGCAGGCGCCAGGGCCAAGACUGGGGCAAAAGUGACCAGCGACUGCUCCAGGCAGUGGAGAACAAUGAUGUGGCCAGAGUGGCCUCGUUGAUCGCCCACAAGGGGCUGGUGCCUACAAAACUGGACCCCGAGGGCAAGUCUGCGUUCCACUUAGCUGCCAUGAGGGGUGUGGCAGGCUGUCUAGAAGUGAUGCUGGCUCAAGGUGCCGAUGUCAUGAGCACGGAUGGAGCAGGUUACAAUGCCCUUCACCUGGCAGCCAAGUACGGGCAACCAGAGUGCCUGAAGCAACUCUUGGAGGCUUCCUGCGUGGUGGACAUUGAGGACAGCAGUGGGUGGACAGCCCUUCACCAUGCGGCGGCUGGUGGUUGUCUAUCCUGUUCAAAGUUGCUCUGUUCCUUUAAGGCACAUAUGAACCCCCGGGAUCGGUCGGGUGCCACACCCCUCAUGAUAGCAGCUCAGAUGUGUCACACAGAUCUCUGCCACCUCCUCCUACAGCAGGGAGCUGCCACAAAUGACCAGGACCUGCAAGGCAGGACAGCCUUGAUGCUGGCAUGUGAGGGGGGCAGCCCUGAGACCGUUGAAGUACUCCUGCAGGGUGGAGCCCAGCUGGGCAUCACUGAUGCGCUGGGCCAGGAUGCCACUCACUACGGAGCCCUGACUGGAGACAAACUCAUCUUGCAGCUUCUACAGGCAUCUGCACAGCGUCCUUCACCUCCCAGUGCCUCUCUAGAGGAUGACUCCGGAGAGGCCUCAUCUCAGAACUCAGUGUCCAGCCAUGAGAAGCGAGGAGCUCCCAAGAAGAGGAAGGCACCCCAGCCUCCAGCCAGCACACCAGUUCCUGAUGAUCGGGAUGCUUAUGAGGAGAUCGUGCGCCUGAGACAAGAGAGAGGCCGCCUCCUGCAGAAGAUCAGGGCCCUGGAACAGCACAAGGAACGGAGGAUGAAGGAGCCCCUGGAGGCGGAGGCCAGCUCAGUGCACAGCCUGGAGAGACAGGUGCAGGAACUGCAACAGAUGCUAGUGGAGAAGCAGGAGGAGAAGGAGAGCCUGGGCCGGGAGGUGGAGAGCCUGCAGAGCCGCCUGUCCCUGCUGGAGAAUGAGAGAGAAAACACAAACUAUGAUGUGGCCACCCUGCAUGAUGAGGAGGGUGAGAUGCCUGACUUCCCAGGAGCUCAUGCACUGAUGUCAAAGAACCAGAGUCCAUCAGCAGAGGAGAUAGUUGCUUCCCUACAGGAGCAGGUGACUCAGCUCACCAGGCAGAACCAAGAGCUGCUGGAAAAGGUCCAGAUCCUUGAGGAGUUUGAAAAGGAUGAGGCACAGAUGGCGGAAGAAAGUCAGCCCGAGGUCGUCCCCUGGGUCUUGUAUGAAUCCUUACGGGUAGAGCUUGAGCAGCUUCGGAGGCAGCACACAGAAGCCAUGCAUGAGCAGCAGAAGCAGCAGCAGCAGCAGCAGCAGCAGCAGCAGCAGCAGCAGCGACAAGAGCCACCCAGGACUCAAGGAGAAGAGACAGCACACCAUGAAAUCAAGGACAAGGGAAUCACUAUCCAGAAUGGACCCAACGUCCCAGAUCUCAAUGGCACCGUGUAUACAGAAACCACAACAAAUGGAAUGGCACUCCAAGCAGGGGCUUCAGAAGCGGCACCCAUAGAACCCGAGGCUGUCGGUUUAGAGGCCGCGGGGGAAGAUGGAAUGGCAGCAGAGGCAAUGGCCACUAGUGCUAUUAUAGCUGAGGCCCUAAAUGUAAAAGCUGUAGGCAACAAUGCUGAAAGUGAGCCAAUGACUGCAGAAGAUACAGGAGGAAAAGAGAACCCAGGAAUGAAAGCUGAUGGGGUGGUUGUGUUGGCACAGGCAGGGCUCACAGAAACAGUGAUUAGAAACAUGGAGGCCACGGGCCUGCGAGAUACUGGAAUUCAGGUAACAGGAGUAGAGGCCACGUCAGUGAAGACCACUGGAGUGCAGGUCACAGUGGCGGAGGUCAUAGGAGUGAAAGUCACAGGAGUCCAGACCACAGCGAUAGAAGCCAUAGGAGUCAACACCACACAGGAGGCCACGGGAGCGCAGGCCAGUUGCUGGCAGGCUACAGAGGCAGACAGCACUGGAGCGCAGGACACAGCUAUGGAGCCCAUGGGAGCACAGGCUGUGACAGAGACUACAGAAGCCGAGACCCCUGUGACAGUGACUACGGAAGCCGAGACCAGCGGCCCGGAGGACCCUAGCACUGCGAUCCUGCACCCGGAGGCGGCGGCGGCGGUGCUGCAGGCCGAGCUGGAGACCCGGAUCCGCGGUCUGGAGGAGGCACUACGCAAGAGGGAGCGGGAGGCUGCGGCCGAGCUAGCGGCUGCUCGCGGCCGUUUUGCAGAGGCGGAGGCUGAGGCAGAGGAGGCGGCGCGGGGGCGGAGCCGCGAGCUAGAGGCGCUUCGGGAAUUGCUAGCCACGGCCACAGCCACGGGCGAGCGUGCACGCUCUGAGGCCGCCGAGUUGAGCCAAGCGCUUGCUGUCUCCGAGGCUCGGGUCGCCGAACUCAGCUCUACUCUGAACGCCGCCCGCGAGGAGCUCGAGCGCACGCGCGGGGCCUCGGUUCCUGUGGACGAGCACGAGCACGCGCUGGGCGCCUUGCGCGACAACGUGACCCGGCUGCAGGCGCAGCUAGCCGACUUGGCUCGCAGGCACGAGAAGACUAGCGCAGAGGUCUUCCAGGUGCAGCGUGAGGCAUUGUUUAUGAAGAGCGAGAGGCACGCAGCCGAGGCCCAGCUGGCCACGGCCGAGCAGCAGCUCCGGGGGCUUCGUACAGAGGCCGAGAGGGCGCGCCAGGCCCAGAGCCGUGCCCAGGAGGCCCUGGACAAAGCCAAGGAGAAGGACAAGAAGAUCACAGAUCUGUCCAAAGAAGUCUUUACACUGAAGGAGGCUCUGAAGGCGCAGCAGUCCACCCCAGCCAGCUCCAAGGAGGAAGAGGAGGCCCUGCGUGGCCAGGUGACAGCUUUGCAGCAGCAGAUACAGGAGGAGGCCCGGGAGCAUGGCGCUGUGGUGGCUUUAUACCGCAGCCAUCUCCUGUAUGCCAUUCAGGCUGCAGUGACUUAUGAGGAUGUGCAUGUGAACUUCUCUCCAGAAGAGUGGUCUUUGCUGGAUCCUUCCCAAAAGAGUCUCUACAAAGAUGUGAUGUUGGAAACGUGCAGGAACCUCACUGCUAUAGGCUACAAAUUGCAAGACAACAACAUUGAAGAGCAUUGUCAAAGUUCUAGAGGAUGUGGAAGGUAUAACACCUGUCAUUGUGGAUACAAGCCUUGUGAGCAUAGGGGAUUUGGAAAGAACCAAUGUACCUUUACACAUAAGAGUUUUCUUCAAACAUAUGAAAGAAUCCACACUGAAGAGAAACCCUAUGAAUGCAGUCAAUGCAGUAAAGCCUAUGCAAAUUUCCGUAGUCUUCAAAAACAUGAAAAAAAUCAUACUAGAGAAAAACCAUAUGACUGUAAUCACUGUGGUAAAGCCUUUCCAAGUCGCAGCGCUCUUCAAAUACACCAAAGAACUCAUACAGGAGAGAAACCCUUUGAUUGCAAUGAAUGUGGCAAAGCAUUUGCACGUCACAGUAAUCUUGAUAUACACAAAAGAACUCAUACAGGAGAGAAACCCUAUGAUUGCAAUGAAUGUGGUAAAGCCUUUUCAACUCGCAGUCAUCUUCAAAUACAUGAAAUAAUUCAUACUGGAGAGAAACCCUAUGUAUGUAAUCAAUGUGGUAAAGCCUUUGCAUAUCGCAGUAAUCUUGAAGCACAUGAGAAAACUCACACUGGAGAGAAACCCUAUGAGUGUAAUCAAUGUGGCAACGUCUAUGCAAGUCGUAGUAGUCUUCGAAAUCAUGAAAAACAUCAUACUGGAGAGAAACUCUAUGGAUGUAAUCAAUGUGGUAAAGCUUUUGCACGUCGUAGUAGUCUUGAAAUACAUGAAAGAACUCACACUGGAGAGAAACCUUAUGUAUGUAAUCAAUGCUGUAAAGCUUUUGCACGUCGCAGUAGUCUUCAAAUACAUGAAAGAACUCACACUGGAGAGAAACCUUAUGAAUGUAAUCAGUGUGGUAAAGCCUUUGCAAGUCGCAGUAGUCUUCAAAAUCAUGAAAAACGUCAUACUGGAGAGAAACCAUAUGGAUGUAACCAGUGUGGUAAAGCCUUUGAAUUAAAGUGUGAUCUUCAAAUACAUGAAAGAAUUCACACUGGAGAAAAACCAUAUGGAUGUAAUCAAUGUGGUAAAGCCUUUGUAAGUCGUCGUUAUCUUCGAAAUCAUGAAAAACAUCACACUCUUGAGAAACUCUAUGAUUGUAGUCAAUGUGGUAAAUCCUUUGCAAUUUUCAGAUAUCUUCAAAAACACAAAAAAACUCAUACUGGAGAGAAACCAUAUAAAUGUAUUCAUUGUGGUAAAGCCUUUGCAUAUCGCAGUAAUCUUUACAGACAUGAAAGAAGUCAUACUGGAGAGAAACUGUAUGAAUGUAAUGAAUGUGGUAAAGCCUUUGCAUAUUAUACUAGUCUACAUAACCAUAAAAAAUGUCAUAUUGGAGAGAAUCUUUACGAAUGUAAUUGAUGCAGUAGGUUUUGGCACAUCAGUGUAAUCUUCAGUUCAUCAAAUAACUCAUACUUGAAAGCAACCCUAUGAAUGUAAUCAAUGGGAUAAUGCCUCUGCAUCUUAUAGUCUUCAAAGGCAUGAAAGAAUCCCUACUGGAGAGAAAUACUAUGAAUCUAAUAAAUGCAGUAAAUCCUUGCACACCAAGCACUUUUUUUUUUUUUUUUGGUUACUGGUGCUCAUGUACAAUUAAUAGAACCAUUUCAUCAUUAAAAUAUUGUCUUGUUUUCAAAUUGUAUACAAAUUGUCAUCCAAGGAUAGAGGAACACAUGAUAUUGAAUAAUAAAUCUUAUUUGCAAAUGAAAACAAUAUACUUCCAUCUAUUUUUAUUGGUUAUGUUUUUUCUGAGGAGUAAAUACUUAUUAACACUUUCUCAGAAAUAUGAAUGGCAGAGAAUUUUCUCAGUGAGUAAAGGUAGCUGCUGUUAAGCAUGAUGACCUGAGAUUAUUCUGGGAGAUCCAUGUUACUCAUUUAAGUUUUUUCCUGAUUAUUAAAUACUUGGGCUGUGACAUGUGCACACUCACACAAACACACAUACAUAGUUUUGAAACUUAAAUAAAGACUGGUGAGUUUACUCACUACUUGAAGGCACUUGCUGCAUAACUUGACUAUCUGGGUUUGAUCUCUCAACCUCAGAGGAAAAAGGGAAUAACCACCUAUAAGUUGUUUUCUGAUUGGCACAUGUGCAUCAUAACAUGUAUUUUUUUAAAAUUCAUUUUAUGUAUAUGCAUACACUGUCACUGUCUUCAGACAUAUCAGAAGAGGGCAUCAGAUCCCGUUACAGAUGGUUGCUGGGAAUUGAACUCAGGACCUCUGAAAGAGCAGUCAGUUCUCUUAACCACUGAGCCAUCUCUCCAGCCUGCACUGGUAUAUCUUACACAGGUAAAAAUUAUUAAAGAUAAAAUUAUGAAAGAAAGAAAAGCAAAAUAAUCAUAUUUUGAGAACAUAAAAGAUGAUUUAUCACUCACAGUUGAUACAAUGUAUUCCAAGAAGUCUUCAUCAAAAGAAUAAGAGUUCCUACACUUGAUCUUAGCCAAAAGGCCGAGAAGCGAUAGAAUAAGGGUUCCUAUUUAAAUCUUAAAUUAUCCAUUCAUUCUUUAUUCAGUGAUAGGUCAUUUAAAAAACAACUCAGCUGGGUGUUGAGUUGCACGCCUGUAAUCCCAGUCUUGGGAGAUGGGCAGAUGUAUUUCUGUGUUUGAGGCUAGCUUGGAUCACAUAGUGAGUUCAAGAUGGCAUAGCUAUGUAGAGAUAUCGUAUCUCAUAAUAUCCAAAACAAAACAUCAAUAACAUCCCUCUUCACCCCAAAACCAAACCAAUCAUAUCUCUCAUGGAUUUUUUUCUAAUAAUCUGGAUGUAUUAAGAAUAUAGUAAUAUUGGUAUCUUUAAAAAACUGAAAUAUAGGAUUUUUUAAAGUUUAAUCCCAGGUAUGAGAAUAUGGGGCUGAUUCACAGCAGGUGAAUCAGUAUAAUUCGUCUAAUGCUCUAGCAGAGGUGUUAUUUUUGCCAGAGGCAGAUUCUUUGUGCAAUUGUGUGACAUUUGUAAUUCUGGGGACUUUUCAGAGGGCAUAUAAAUGCUAAGGCCCUGACAUGUGGUGUGGGUUACUGGUUGUUGGUGGGAUGUUGUUGGGCAUGAUUUGUUACGUAGUCAUGUGUCACGGACCACCUCAGCUGGAAAAAAAUCAUAUAUCCUGAUGAUGAAAAUCAAAGUUGCCCCAAGGAACUUGACAAGUUUAAUCAGAAGGAUGUAGUCUAUUGAUAACAUCACUCCCUUUUCCCCCUCUAUACUUUUUUCUCACCUAUUUAGUAUUAGAGAUUUGAAGGGGUAAAAGAAGAGGGAUGGAGGAGGGUGAAAGAACCCACCAAGUAGUAAGCACCUGCUACAUCUAGACUCACCUCUAGUCAACUAAGUCUGUUGUCCUCACGCUUAUCAAAAGAACCGUGUUAAAAAUAACAAUGAGAAGCAAUUUGUAAAGCCCAUACACAAAGAGAUAACCCACCCACUUCUUCAAUGACCAUGUUCUAGGGACUAUUCAGUACCAGAAAGUGAUAGAAGGCAGAGGCCUAAUGGGGCCUCUUCAUUUUCUGCAUUAUAAUGGCAUACUUAGGGUCCAGAAUGUUGUCUCAGUAGUACUGAUUCUGUUGGGUACCCAACUGUUGUUUUCUAGCACGAACAUCAGAUGAUUCAGAACUAUAAUUCCAGGUGCAGAAGGUCUAAUGCACACUUCUGGUUUUCUUGGACACUAUGUAUACAAAUGAAAGGCACACUCACAGACACACACACACACCCCAUUCAUGGGACUACAUAUUGUAAAACGUGCUUUCUUCACAUGUGUGUUAUUUGUUUUAAAUAAAAAUAAUUUAAUUCAUGUGUA